This is a messenger RNA of Parascedosporium putredinis, 3843 nucleotides long. The record is from the annotation of a GenBank genome assembly. Lineage: Eukaryota; Fungi; Ascomycota; Sordariomycetes; Microascales; Microascaceae.
AUGGCCUGGGACGUAAGGGAGCACCACCCGGGUGCCACUGCCCUGGUGGCCUCUGAUGAGCCCUAUGUCGGCACUCAGAGGCACUUUCGCCUCGUCAACAGCCGCAUGUCGGUCCGUGUCUCGGUCCGCUUUGCUGCCCCCAUCCAUGUUGAAUUCUCCCGCCGCUACGACUCGUCACGCACCUUUGAGGCUACCCCCGAGCUGUGUGAUACUCUUCUGCGCCGCUUGCAGCACUGCUCCGAGGAGCUUAUUUCUCGCAGAGAUCCCCAAGCUCUAGAAGCAGCCGUUGACCGCCUCCCGAGGUAUGAGAUCAAGUAUGAGCUCAUCAACGCCCCUUCGGGAGAUGUCAUCGUCGCGACCGAUCGCAUCAUCGGCCUCUUCUUCCUCCGCCACGACGAGCAUUUCGAGUGGGUAAGCAGUCCCAUCAAAGAAUAUGCGCCCACCCAGCCUCGUGCCGCCAUCGUCUCCGCCCCCGCCUCCGAUGCUCUUUCUUGCGUACCCAAUGGCACUUUCCAGGAGAACACCCAGACAUACGAGUUCGUCCCGGGCUAUGAGCUCGAGCUGGCUUUCACCAGCACGUGUCCCACGCGCGACGUUCAUCAAUUCGCAAAGACCAUUCGGAUCUCCAGCCAUCAAUCCUCUCCGCUGAACCUAUGUCUGGCCGAGGAGAUGCUCUCCGCCGCCUCCAAGGUCUUGGAGAUUGGCCUUGAUACCCGUAGACGGGCCAACAACAUUGGUCCGGACCACGACCACCUCGACUAUAGGAUACGCAGCAAGCAGGUCUUGUUCAGCCAACCCGCCGGCGAGGACUGCCUCAAAUUCCUCGAGGCCAUCGAGGAUUCUCUGUGCCGUGUCCGCAACAUGACGGAUGAGGCCAUCGGUCAAGCCAACGAGCUCGAGGUUCGUGUUCUCGAACUCCGCGCACCCAGGUGCGUCACUGGUGUCCUCCACGGCAACGACCUCUCUCUCACUCUCUCCAUCUUCCACAGGGGGCAUCUCAUUCUGGACAAGAUCUUCGUCGCCAGCGAAACCUCGGAGUCUCAGAAGCGGCCCCUCCUUGCCAUGACGCCUGAACAGGAGGGCAACGUCGUGCUGUCCAAACUUCGCGAUAGGAUCCAUUCCGAUAUCAUCCUCCUUUGCAAAGAUACCUGCUCCCUGGGAGAUGAAACCGAGGGCAUUCCCAACCUGCACAUCAUGCAAAAGGGCCACGCUCUACCCCAUCGGCCAAGCGUGCAGGAAGCUCCCGUCAUGAGCAAGGCGGCCGUGGCCACCAGGGCCCCGAGUCUCCGGAGAGAUGCGAGCACCUAUAGCGACAGCCUCUACAAGCAGCGCUACCCUGCUGUCGUUGAUGUCGAGGACGAGGAUCACGAUGACAAGCAAGACGAGGUUGACAUGACCCCGCCAUCCACCCCUAGCCUUAUCUAUGGGGAGAGCGAAACCCCGCGUGAUAGCAUCCUCAUCACACCUUCGGAAUUGAGGCGCUCUGAUACAAUUGGCGUUCUCACCGGUCGCGUUCUCCGCAUUGCCGAUGAAGAUGGCAACGAUACCAUGGGCCGCGACUUUUCCUCCUAUGAGGAGCACGCAGAGACUGGCUCCAAGCCCUACCAAUUUGAGCGGGUCUCCAUGACCAAAUUUGGUGGCUGCCUUGUCGUUGACCAGGGAAUUCCGGAGAGCCCGACCCCGGUCAGGACUGUCGACAUCACAUUGGACUCGGAAGGCGAACAAGAUGCGGCCUCGGUCUUGAACUCGGUCUCGGACUCGGUCUCGGAAGUCAGCGCCGAGGACUCCGAAGACCGCGCUGACGACCCCGAGUCCCUUCCGGUGCCCGAAGUCAUGACGCACAUUUCCGAUGAAACGGCCGAGGAAGAAAACCAGGCAGAGCCAAUUAUGGAGGGUUGGCUCGAGUACUGUUGCGAGCCUAUCGAGCCUACCCCUGAAGACAGCACAGAUGACCAAGAGGUUCAGCCGGAGCCCAUCAUGGAAGGGUGGCUCGAGUACUGCUGCGAGCCUCUUGAGCCUGAGGAGGUGCCGGAGGAGAUUUCAAUCGAACCCGUCUCAUCUACUGCCUUGCCAGAGGAAAAUCCUACAGAGAGAACGAUGUCCUCGCACCAGGAUGAGCAAGUAUCGCCCCCUCCACGUGAUGAGGCAUUCGUCUCCAUUGUGGAGGAGCUUCAAAGCCUGAUCUCCGCGGCCUUGAGCGACGGGGCAAGCCACACGGCAUGCCAAGCAUCCACCUCGACUAGAGCUGGCGGUUUACUAUUUAGGCUCCUGUCAAACGAGGCAGGCUCGUCUAGCGACCUCGGCGACGAUGAGGAUAACGUAUCCGCAAUCAUCCAAGCCGUCGAAGUGGACAGCAGCCCCGUCGAAUUACCCGCUGUGGUCCCUGUCGAGCUACCUGCUCAUGUACCAGAGCAGUGGUUCGUCGAUGAAGUCGGCAUGGACCCGGUCGAAGUUGCUGCAUAUGCCGCUUCUGAAGGCCCCGCGCAGAUUGCCCCGGAGUUUGUACUUGAUGUUCCAACUCUAGCCGAUGCAGAGACCGAGACUGGUCCAGAUGACCAUCCACCUGAAGCGAAGAAUCAGGAUGAAGCGCUUGUGGACAAGGAUAUCAAAGCCAUUAAAAACCAGGCUUCUGCUGACACCAUCGUUGCAAUCAUCGAAACCUCGGACGGCGAGCAUCUUGCCAAGGACAAAGAGGACGGCGAAGUGGACGGUGACUUGGAGGUAGGCCAGGAUAAGCCAAUGGAUGCUGACAUUGAAACCUUGCGAGGUGAUGAAGUCAUUGACCCCAUGGGGGCGGCCGAAGAAGCACCGGGAAGUGACCUCACGGUCGCCGAAGAUGCCGAAGUCGUUGCCCCCGUCGUUGAAGACAAGAUCGCCUUUGAGGAAGUAGAUUCUGGCGCCCGCACCGGCGAUGACCUGAUGCCAAACUUGGGUCCUUUCCCUUGCCAGCCAUCUGAUGGAGAAAUCGCAGCCGCUGAGGGCCAGCCAAUUGAUACCGGGCUUGCCACCACCGGCUACGCUUCCGAGGUAGCUGCGCAGCCUCACGAGGGCAAGGACGAAGCAGUCCGCGCUUCCCCUGCACCGCCUGAGCCCGAGCCACUUGAGCUCAUCGAUGACAACAAAGACGAACCCUUGGAACAAGAUGACGCCUCCUGGUACCUCGUUCACUAUGACUCUACGAUAGUCCGCUCUGACGAGCCCAAGGGUAAAGAAGCCGAGCUUCCGCAGGCCCUUCCCGAUGCAGGACUGCCUGUCCCUGCCUUGGCGGGCUCUGCAGAGGAGGAGGCGGUAGCCGCCCUACCUAGUUCGCAGGAACUGCCACUGUCAGCCGAGCCCCCGCCGGCGUAUUCGCCUACCACUGUAGAGGUUCCGGAGCUGCCAACCUCGCGCUUCAACACUGCUGUCGUUCUGCGACCGGCAUCGAGCAUCUUCAACCUUUGCCCCAUCCUUGGGGGUUCUGCUGCAGUCGUUGACGAUCGCCCAGUCACGGCUGUGCCGUUCUCUCGGCCACAGCAUAAGCGAGCGCAGUCGGUUGGAACUACGGGUCUCCUCGGGCUUCACGAUGACUACAAGAUGCCCCUGCAGACUGCCCUGUUGGGCGCCCGCAUGCAACGCUCGGCGUCGGCCUUUGCUACUCCGUCACCCACCGUCAGACCCGUGACGGUCCACGGCCUGCCUGAUCCUCCCAAGCGGAAGAUCUCGCACGACGUGGAACACGGCGAGUCCGGCGAUGAGGAAAGCGGCGCCCGACCCGUUCGCCGCGGGUUCAACGCAUUCCCCGGUUUUGUCAUAUUUGCGGCCGGCGUCACUCUUGCCUCCUCGAUUUUCCGACGAGCUCCAUAG